CCGUAAUGACUAACGACGACAAACCUACAAAAGAAUAUAUGACUUACAAACCAGUAAAUGCAUCCAAGAGUGGUAAUAAAACUGGAAAAGAAAAAAGUAAUGUAAUGAUAGUAGAUGAUGAUAUUGUUAUAGAUUGA
Molecule: messenger RNA, 137 nt
Organism: Racocetra persica
Lineage: Eukaryota; Fungi; Glomeromycota; Glomeromycetes; Diversisporales; Gigasporaceae
Source: the annotation of a GenBank genome assembly